UUUCUGAAAGAGAACACAAUAAGCUUUCCUUUCAUGUUACAACCGUUUUGAUUGGUUGAGAAGAAAAAGGGGCACUUUUCUCGUCAAAUCAGACAUCGCUUUUGUUCUGAGGAUCGACCUGCUGUAUAUGGGGCUGUGAAGGUCGCCUGGUCAAUGCACCGGCUGUUGUGUGUGACCGCAGAGCUUGCAGGGCUUUGAUUUUCUGCACAUAUCAUAGGGGUGGCAAAGUUCUCCAUAUGGCGUCUGAUACCCGACAGUUCAGUGUGUGAAUGAAGUCAUUCAGGGAUUUUCAGACACAGUCAUAGUUCCUAAAGAUUUUCAUUACUUUCAUAGUCUGUAUCGACCAGUGAAAAUUAGCAUCUCUCAUGAAUUUCUCAGCGAGUAACGACUACUGCGGGGAUGGCAGAUUCGUCCAACAUUCCGUCAUCAUGCAACACAUUGACAAACUGGAGUUGAGACCAGGAGACACGGUACUGGACGUGGGAUGCGGUACUGGGGAAGAAACUAAGUCAAUGGCAGGGAAAGUCAAGAGUGUAACAGGUAUUGAUGCUUCAGAGGAAAUGGUAACAGUAGCCGUUAAGACCAACUCGGCACCAAACGUAGCAUACAGUCAAUGGGACGCCCGAGCCGUGGGGGACAACCCGGACUGGCGAGAGAGAUUCGACAAAGCUGUCUGUUUCUUCGUUCUUCACUGGAUUCCUGAGGAAACCCAAGCGCUCCGUAGCAUCUCGGCGUGUCUGAAGCCGGGCGGGCAGGCACUGUUCAUCAUCCGUUUCGAGAACCACGACGACUCCUUCUUUUUACCCCGUGCGACUUCCUUCUUGAAAAGCCAUGAGAAGUGGGGUGCUUUUGUCCAGGACUACAAGUCAUCACUGCACUUUUGGGACCUAUCGGUUCAAGAAACGCAGAAAGUCUUCAAAGCGUGUGGCUGGGCCGAGGCUAAGUGUGAAGUACGGAGGCACGAACUGGUCCUGUCCGAAAUUUAGU
Molecule: messenger RNA, 987 nt
Organism: Patiria miniata (bat star)
Lineage: Eukaryota; Metazoa; Echinodermata; Asteroidea; Valvatida; Asterinidae
Product: ubiquinone biosynthesis O-methyltransferase-like
Exons: 3
Coding region: 366-986 (206 amino acids)
Source: RefSeq, a predicted model, not a curated record